Molecule: messenger RNA, 835 nt
Organism: Aspergillus caelatus
Lineage: Eukaryota; Fungi; Ascomycota; Eurotiomycetes; Eurotiales; Aspergillaceae
Product: 2-keto-4-pentenoate hydratase
Exons: 1
Coding region: 53-835 (260 amino acids)
Cellular component (GO): cytoplasm
Molecular function (GO): 2-oxopent-4-enoate hydratase activity
Source: RefSeq, a predicted model, not a curated record
GUUGUUCACUUGCUAUUCAGCCUAUACCCUCUGAGAACUUUGAAACGGAACCAUGCAAGCGAGUGAACUACGCGAAGUCUCCCUUGCCUUGCGCACUGCGCGCAGCAAUCAAACCCCAAUCGACACCCCUACGAAAACAUGGCCCGCACUUGACGCUGAGGGUGGUUUCGAAGUUCAGCGAAUCACCGCGGAGGAAUCGAUCAAGAACGGCGACCGAUUGGUCGGAUAUAAACUAGGAAACAUCGCCAAGGUAAUGCAGGAUGCGUUCGGGCUUGAUCAUCCAGACUACGGGUUCCUUCUGGCCAGUACAUUUGUCUAUGAAGGGACAACACUCAACCUGAAACAGUACAUCAAACCAUUCGUGGAGUUGGAACCAGCCUUCGUUCUCAGUGGCCCUCUCCGUGGGCCAAACUGCACUGUUGCCGAUGUUAUAAAUGCAAUUGAUUAUGCUAUCCCCGCUAUUGAAAUUAUUGAUUCCCGUGUGAAGAACUGGGCAAUCGACCUCCCCGAUACCCUGGCUGAUAACGGUUCAACGGGCUCUGUGAUUCUGGGUGGUACUCCACGGAAACUUACUGAGUUGACCCUGCGCGACACCCGAGGCACAUUGCGUUUUAAUGAUAAGGAAGUUAUGUCGGGCAACACCGCGAACAUUCUUGGAAACCCACUUUCUGCUACCGCAUGGUUGGUCAAUCGACUGGCUGCCUAUGAUAUCGAGUUCAAACCAGGCCAAGUGAUUCUGCCUGGCAGUUGCUUACAAGCCGUCCCUAUGGAGGAAGCUGGUCACUGGACAUGCACGUUUGAGGGCUGGGGCACAGUCGAAUUUGAUGUUGUAUGA